AUGGCAGAUGGGUGGACUGAUCAAAGGCAGCGAACUUUAAUUAACUUUCUAGUUUAUUAUCUUGCUGGUAUGUCAUUUGUUAAGACUUUUGAUGCUUCUGAUGUGAUAAAAACUGCCAAUGCAUUAUUUAAUUUGUUUGCUGAUAUUAUUGAGUGGGUUGGGCCUGGUAACAUUGUGCAUGUGGUCACUGAUAAUGCUGCUAAUUAUGUCUCUACUGGAAAACUUGUUCAUGAAAAAUAUCCAAAUAUAUUUUGGUCUCCUUGUGCUUCCCAUUAUAUCAAUAUUAUUUUGAAAGAUAUUACAAGUAUUCCUCACAUAGCUGACCUUGCUUCCUGUACUUCAAAAGUGACUGUGUUUGUCUACAAUCAUAUGAUCUUAUUGUCUUGGCUUAGAAAAAGAAAAAGUUGGACAGAAAUUGUUCGACCAGGAGUCACACGUUUUGCCACUGUUUUCAUUACUUUGAAAAGUAUAUAUGAUCACAAGGAAGACUUGCAGUCAUUAAUGGUGGACAAAUAUUUCACUUCUCAUAAAUUAUCCAAAAGUGUUAAUGGAAAGAUUGUUAGUUCAAUUGUCUUGGACAGUAAGUUUUGGCAAGACUGUGUUACCACUGUGAAAAUUGUUGGUCCUCUUAUUAAGUUGUUGAGGCUUGUUGAUGCUGAUGAAAAAUUCUCUUUGGGAAUCGUGUAUGAAGGCAUGCAAAGAGCAAAAAAUGCUAUCAAGACAAUGUUUAGAAAUCGAAAAGCUUCUUAUACGCCAUACACGAGUAUCUUGAAAAUGAGGUGGGAUAAGCAUUUGAAGCGUGAUCUCUAUGCGGUAGCGUACUUUUUAAAUCCAGGCAUUUUCUAUAGUGAGGGUUUUGUUGAGAAGGUAAAUGUUUUGAGAUCUUUGCUUGAUUUGCUUGAUGUUGAAACACUUUGUGAUGACUCAAUUGCUGCAAUACAAGAGAUACAGUUGUAUCAAGAUUGUAAAGAAAGUUUUGGGAGGGAAAGUGCUAAGAGAGCGGCAUCAAAACUCGAACCUGAUUUUUGGGUAAUGGCACAUGAGGAUGAUCCUGAAUUUACUAACGGAGAUGUUGAAGGCAUCAAAAGUUUAAUAUACACUAAUAAUGAUAUGCCUUCGUAUCCUAAUGAUGGUGGAGACAUGGAAGUUGAAGUGGAUAUGCUUGAUGUUGUAAUUGAAUCCUCAAAUACUUCUUUUGGUGGUAUUUCUGAAGAUGCUGGCUUUGGAUUACCUAUUUAUGAUGGAGACAACAAAACACUUAAUGAUGAUUAUGACUUCUAG
Messenger RNA from Arachis duranensis, 1281 nucleotides. RefSeq lists its product as uncharacterized. Bases 1 to 1281 code for a protein of 426 amino acids. NCBI's taxonomy places the organism in Eukaryota, Viridiplantae, Streptophyta, Magnoliopsida, Fabales, Fabaceae. The transcript is spliced from 3 exons. The record is from RefSeq and is a predicted model, not a curated record.